CAUUGACAUUUGACAGUUAAGAUUUUAAGCCCGAGGUUGAAAAUACCAAAAUACAAAUUAUAAUUUUUCUCUUUUAGUGUUUAUUUGAAUAAAACCGCUUAAAUUUACUAUUCCAUAACUUUAUAAUGAAUAGUAUUAGAUAUAAACUAAGCGGUGUUACUUGUAGUGUACUGCAAGCGGCAAAUUUUCGUCCGGCGUACAUACAAUGUCGACUCUAUUCUGGACCCACAAGUUUUCCCGACUUCUUCAAAAAUCCAAUAUUCAGGAAGGAAGAGCAAGCGAAACUGAUAGAGAUUAAUGAGCUAAGCAAAUUAGCCAUUUCCCCUGUGAAGCCGCCUGGAGUUAGUGAGACUUCUUCUGUGUACUAUGAUCCACUCGUAAAUAAACUUAUCAACCAUGUAAUGAAAAUGGGCAAGAAACAGCUAGCACGUGAAUUAGUUGAGAAGGCAUUUGAAAAUGUCAAAAGAAUACAAAUAGAGAGAUAUCAUUUGGCAUCUUCUGCAGAAGCAAAGGCGAAAAUUAUACUUAAUCCUAAGGACAUAUUACAUCAAGCAAUUGAAAAUUGUAGACCUUUACUUCAACUUUUACCUAUUAAAAGAGGUGGCAUUGUAUACCAGGUACCUGCACCGAUAACUGAAAAAAGAUCACUAUUUUUAGCCAUAAAGUGGCUUUUAGAUGCUACUAAUGAUAAGGAAAGGACUAUACAUUUUCCCCAGCAGUUUGCUUGGGAACUCCUCGAUGCUGCAAACAACACAGGAAAAGUUGUGAAGAGAAAACAAGACCUUCACAGACAGUGUGAAGCAAACAGAGCAUAUGCCCAUUAUAGGUGGCAGUAGUUACUUUGAUAAGUGUAAAUAAGUGUAUUAAGAAAUAAUUGUUAAUUUUAGUUUUAGAAUUAUAUAAGCAAUCUCCGGUUUGCUUUCACUUUUAUUUAUAAAACAAGCAUU
Messenger RNA from Bicyclus anynana (squinting bush brown), 947 nucleotides. RefSeq names its product 28S ribosomal protein S7, mitochondrial (gene mRpS7). NCBI's taxonomy places the organism in Eukaryota, Metazoa, Arthropoda, Insecta, Lepidoptera, Nymphalidae. Gene Ontology annotation, molecular function: rRNA binding; structural constituent of ribosome; mRNA binding. Gene Ontology annotation, biological process: ribosomal small subunit assembly; translation. The transcript has 4 exons. The record is from RefSeq and is a predicted model, not a curated record. Gene Ontology annotation, cellular component: ribosome. Bases 126 to 836 code for a protein of 236 amino acids.